AUGCAUCUUGGUACUCUCAAUCUCACAGCGCUCCUCUUGGAACUCUUCCGUGGUACAAUACAGUGUGCAGCAACUGAUGAUCGGGCCAAGUGGGAUUGGGCCAUGCUCGUUGGUGAUGCCUGGGAGGCCCAUGGGUCAUUGGUCGCUGGUGCUCAUCCCUAUCUUCCUGGUUGCUAUGACCGUGCUCCAAGAAAUCCUGCUGAGAAGAUCAACAGCGGCUACAAGUCUUGGGAGUACCUUAUCUAUGUCUUCGUCCUUGGUCCAGCCGUAUUCCGACCCUGGGUUCCGGCUAAAUACUGGACACACUUUUGCAAACUAGUUGCAGUGAUGCGGCGCUUUUUCCAGCGAAAGAUCUCUCGGCUUCAGCUACUACAGGCCCGCCGUCUCGUACUUGAAUAUGUUGUCGAAUUCGAACUGCUUUACUGUCGGCGCCGAGCGGAUCGAAUUCAUUUCGUUCGCCCUGUCGUACACGGUCUCAUACACUUACCAGAACAAGUCACCCUCAAAGGACCUCUGCCCGGACACUCGCAAUACGUUAUGGAGCGGACGAUCGGCAAUCUAGGAGAAGAGAUCAAGCAAGAUUCCCGUGCAUAUGCGAAUCUCUCUGAGCGGGCGCUGUAUCGAUGCCAGGCUAACACGAUGAAGGCCAUUCUUCCGGAGCUCGCCCCCGAUUCAUAUUGCCUUCCUCGCGGAGCUAUAGAUCUCGGCAAUGGUUAUAUUCUCCUUCGCGCAUUGGACCACACUGCACGCUCUAUCACGUCCAGUGAAGAACGAGCCCUCCAAAUCUUCAUCGAUGAGAGGACUGCUGGGUCUGGGAUCAGUGACUGUCGGGGCAUACGGGUGCAUCGAUGGGCUAGGUUGCGCCUCCCCUGUGGUCAAACUGCACGAUCCCUGUGGAAAGAAGGCAAGAAACCAUUAAGCGACGUGCGCAUGUCCCGGAAUGUCAAGGUUUAUCUGGAUGGCUGCUUUCGAUACGGCGAAGUGCAGUACUACAUCAUGAUGAAAAGCGGUGGAGAGACCAUCGGCCUCGCUAUGAUUUCCCUCCUAUCGCCACCAGAUGCCGAGCUUUUGACCCGCUCGCAUGGGACAUUGUACGCAUGCACGCACGGUGGACAGGACUCACUGAUUGUCACCUGUGUUAAGUCCAUCCGGUCUGUUGUUGCCGUCAUCCCGAUGAUGGAACUGUUGGGCGAGGAGUGCGAAGUCCAACGGUUCUUUGUUGCGGAGAAACCAGGAAUGGAAUGGGAUCUUAUGUCUGACCAGAUUGAAGCCCUAACCGCGGUCUGA
Molecule: messenger RNA, 1287 nt
Organism: Punctularia strigosozonata HHB-11173 SS5
Lineage: Eukaryota; Fungi; Basidiomycota; Agaricomycetes; Corticiales; Punctulariaceae
Exons: 2
Coding region: 1-1287 (428 amino acids)
Source: RefSeq, a predicted model, not a curated record